This is a messenger RNA of Dermacentor andersoni, 3302 nucleotides long. RefSeq lists its product as uncharacterized. The record is from RefSeq and is a predicted model, not a curated record. Lineage: Eukaryota; Metazoa; Arthropoda; Arachnida; Ixodida; Ixodidae.
UCGACACCACGCUAUGGCAGCUAUUGCAGAUGUUGUUUACCAGCGUAAUUCUCAUCCUGUCUCGGUAUUGUGUUCUGUACAGCUGCAAUGAAGCCAGUUUUGUAAACGGACGUUGAUUUUUGAUAGCGUGAAUAUGUGACGUGACGUUGUGAAGCAAUUUUCUUUCCCUAACAUAUCCAGUGUGAUAGGAGUACGCGUACUCUAAACAGGGGGAAAAUGAAUCUGCCACACUUUCGUCGAAAGAGAGUCCUUGCAUACCUGGUUGUUGCAGGCAUUCUUCUGCUCUCUCUGAACUACAUCCUCAAGUCGGAAGAAGCCAAUGGUUGUGGCCGGACACCUGACACGGGGCCAUGCCUACUGUCACUUUUUCCCAAGGUGUUAGACUCACUCACGGCCCAAGGGGUGUCGAGCUACCUGUGCUAUUAUGCCCUGUGGGGUGCACUGAAGGACCAGCAGCCAUUGCCUUGGACCAACAAAGUUGAGCUUUGUCUCCGCAAUGAAGAGCUCUCUGACCUGGAUGAAGGCCAACUGCUGAAGUCGUUUCGUCGAUUCGGCGUAAACGCCUAUUACGACUCGGCAAAUGGGCUGUACAGAGCGACACUCAGAGAGGGAAGCAACGCCUGUGAGGUGUACCUCUACGUCUUUGAAGAAGACAAGAUUGUUCAUCGGGUGCGUAGGGUGGGCUGGAAAAACAGACUGCUGCCUCCUGAUUCAUGCGACACAUUACAUUGCUUUCCAGUGUCUCUGCUGACACCUCCACUUAAGGAGACAGCAUUCUUGGGAACCACGGUGAAUGUCCCACACGAUGGUAUCGAAGUGCUCAAGUACAUGUUCCCCGACUCUUGGUGGAAAGGCGAGGUGCCUCCAAAAUGUGACUAGCUGUCGCUGUGAAAUAUGAUAGAGCGCUUGCUUUCGUGAUUUUUGUUGCAUAUCACUUCAUGCAUAUUAUACUUAAAAGGGUUGAUAUGGUCUUUGAUGUAUACCCAAGGUGGUUUUGAAGUAUUCCUGCGGAAUGUAAAAACAUAGUCAUCUUAAUCAUGGGCCUACUAGAGCUCGCUGUCUAUUGCAGCUUGCCUUUCGGUGAACUACUGGGCAGGAAUAUUUUGAAUACAUCAAGUGUUAUUAUUUUUUUUUAAGUUACGUCCAAAUCAAGUUAUUUUCGUCGGAAACAUGCAGAGAUUUUAAACUAUGCCCUGUGUAGUCACACCUCCUCAUCAUUGCCUUUCUAUGCUCCCCUUAAGGAGACCCAAUGGCUAGUAUAAACUGUUACGUACACAUCAGUUUACCAUCACAAUUGACUAGCAGCAUCUUUUUCUGCAUGCAUAAUAUAGUGUAGAAUCCGCGGGAAGAAUGUUGUCUUCUUAAUUCUCAAAUGAGUGUGACUGUGUGAUAAUAGGUGGAUGUGUGGGAAAGGGUCGAUCACAUUGAUCAUUUAAGCUCCUUUGCUGUGAGGAGCAUUCUUGAACAGCUCUUCUUGCUUUCACUUCGUUGUUACUACUUAGGAGCAUGAUGAAAGUUUCUCGUCACACGUUCACUACAACCUCAUCUAGUCACUUCAUCCUCACACAUCCCAGAAUGUUGUCUCGAUAGAUUUUAAAUCACAGCCGUCAUUGUUGUAGAUAGAAUUUUUUGUGGCAACUGUUUCAUGUCUCAUAGAAGCCGCUGUUAGGCCUUUGGUAGAGCUUUUGACAUAUGUAGCACAAGCUUCUGGUUAUGGCCCCCAUUUUUAAGCAACUGAUUCAUAAGAAAGGACAAUGUUUUAUGUGUUGCAAUCUAUGCUGUAGUCACUUCAGACCUGAUACCAUAGGAAUGGCUAGUUGGGUUAUUUAUUACGAUGAAACAUUACUAAAUAUUACUCCUGUGCUGCUGAAGUUUAUCUCCAUUACAUUCUUAACUUUUUGUAUGCUCCUACCAGUCAUCUAUUAUUGCCUGUAAAUGCAGUCUCCUUGGUUGCCCAAAUUCCUGUUUUCAUUAUUUUCAGCAUUGCUGUUGUGAUGCUGUUUCAGCAAUCAGGACACUGUACUUAAAGUCUGUAUAACUGGUUUGAGGAAAUAAGUAUUUCACUGCAGUUGUUUCUUUAGAAGAAUUUAUCAGUUGCUACCUAUUCAUGUUAUCCAAACUGAAGCCUCUGGAGAAGUCAUGGAAUGGUAUCUAGAUAGUGCAGCAAAACAUGGACACAAGCGUUUGAGAGCUCUUGUUGUGACUUUUGAAGUGCCUGUCGACAAUAAGCUUCGGAUUCCUGACCUUCAGUUCAUCUCUGCUCAUAGUAGGGCUUGCUGGGCUUACGGCCCACGAGCUAACAAAUCACUUCUCCAAUUCCAUUCAGCCCAUUCAAAGUUGGUAAGACGGGCAUAAGUAACGUAUGUUUCAAAAACACCCUUAGAAAAUAAUACCCACACCUAAUGAAAACCUGUCCUGUGCUCCUUACUCGCUCGUCCUUCGUCACACUGUUUCCAUUUAAUUCCAAUAAUGAAAACCAAUUUCCAACAGUAGUCUGGGCGUCUUAAGGAGGCUUGUUAUCUGAACCACGUGUUGGUGGUGGUGGUGGAAAGGCUGCUCAAACAGAAACGUUCGAGAAUGCCCCCGUGAGAAUGCGAGAGCUAGCAGCUGUGUCAACAUGAGAACCACCGUGAUUGCAUACAUAUACCAGAUAUCGCAUAGCCUGAAAAGAUAGGAAGUCAAGGUAAUGUGUGGGUUGUUUUUUCAGCUCCAGGUAGCCUAAGUACCUUGUGUAAGGCUACUAACCCAAUGAGGACAGAAAAGAACGGUGUGUGAUAAGAAUCACAAAUGUUGGUUCAUCAGAUGCAUCGUAGGGGUGGUCUAUCGUAUUCCGCUGUCAGGUGGCAUGUGCUACAUAGGCCAAACUGGAAGAUGCAUCAAUGAGUGCUUAAGAGACCAUAGAAAUAAGGAACAAAGUGUAUCAGGUGAUGGUUUUCUUGCUUUUCAUUGCAGAAUGUGUACAUGUGGCACUCUUCUAAAUAACACCACUAUUAUAGAGAGGGAUAGGCAGUAGUGUGCAAGAUUAAUAACAGAAACUGAGCAAAUCCUCUCAGCCACUGGCCGUUCUAUCAGGAAACUGUCACUAUUAUUGUCUGCAAGAGAGAUUAUUUGCACAUGCCAUGAAAGCUGAUCGCAUUUGCAAUGUGUCAUUUAGGUUUUCUUGGUGUUUUCUGGAUGUACAGGUUUUAGAUUGUUUUCAUGCUGUCGUCCAUGUAUCUUAAGGGUAAUAUCGCUGUGCAUGUGGUUUUUGGGGUCUAUAAGUACGUCCGAUCCCACAAAUAAAUUUUGUUGUUGAUAGUUGG